Messenger RNA from Danio aesculapii, 1707 nucleotides. RefSeq lists its product as uncharacterized. The transcript is spliced from 10 exons. The record is from RefSeq and is a predicted model, not a curated record. Bases 1 to 1707 code for a protein of 568 amino acids. NCBI's taxonomy places the organism in Eukaryota, Metazoa, Chordata, Actinopteri, Cypriniformes, Danionidae.
AUGGGUGAGAGUCUGUUUGUGCUGCUUCUGCUGUCAGGGCUCUCCUGGAGCAGUUCUGCUGUUUCUCGUCAGUAUCAUUAUAUGAACCUGCGAAUGUCGCGGUCAGAUGCUCGGAGUUACUACAGAGAGAGAUUCACUGAUCUGGCUACUGUAGACACUAUGGAUGAUGUGAACAGGCUGAUAAAUUCAGUGGAUGCUGGAUACAAUGGAUCAGUGUGGAUUGGCCUGAAAAGAGGGACAGAGAAACGCUGGGUUUGGUCGAAUGGAGAAGACACAAUCGCACAGUACAAUGACUGGGGUCCAGGAGAGCCCGUCAGUGGAAAUGAUUGUGUUUUUCUUAACCGAACUUGGUUGACAGCUAAUUGUUCAGAUCUGAGGGGCUCCUUAUGCAUUGAUGAUACUGGGCAGCAGGCCAACCAUCCCAGAGUGCAGGAUCUGGUGACUGUGUCGGCAUGUCAAGAAAUGAUUCUGGGCAAUGGGCUCCAUACAGCUGUGACCUACAGCAGCCUUUUAUCUGCUAUGGAGAUAACCGAAAGGCUGAAGAGCAUGGAGCUGGAAAGUAACAGCAAAAUAAGCUGGAUAAAGAGUAAAGACGGAGAGGUGUUUCAUCAGGAAAUCAAUCACACGGAAAAAUGUCAUGCCAUGUUCAGUCAAAACCAAAACCUGGAUAUUUUAGUCAACAUAUAUCCUGGGCUCUCCUGGAGCAGUUCUGCUGUUUCUCGUCAAUAUAACUAUAUGAACCUGCGAAUGUCCUGGUCAGAUGCUCAGAAUUACUGCAGAGAGAGAUUCACUGAUCUGGCUACUGUAGACACCAUGGAUGAUGUGAACAGGCUGAUAAAUUCAGUGGAUGCUGGAUACAAUGGAUCAGUAUGGAUUGGACUUAAAAGAGGGACACAGAAACGCUGGGUUUGGUCAUUUGGAGAUGAUACAAUCGCACAGUACAAUGACUGGGGUCCAGGAGAACCAGUCAGUGGAAAUGAUUGUGUUUAUCUCAACCGAACUUGGUUGACAGCUAAAUGUUCGGAUCUGAGGGGCUCCUUAUGCGUCAAUUCAAGAGGUAACUAUGGCAUAAUAUUACUUGAUCAAAGCUGGUCAGAGGCACAGACUUAUUGCAGACAGAAUUCCCUGGAUCUGGUUACCAUUAGGAGCGCAGAUCAAGAAAUCAGUUUAGUCAAAAUAGUGAUCAAGUAUACCCAUCUUUGGAUUGGUCUGUACCGGGACUCUUGGGAAUGGUCAGACAAAUGGAAUCGCUCCUUCAGAUACUGGGCACCUGGUCAACCAUCCCAGAGUGCAGGAUCUGCUGACUGUGUCGGCAUGUCAAGAAAUGAUUCAGGGCAAUGGGCUCCAUACAGCUGUGAUCUACAGCAGCCGUUUAUCUGCUAUGGAGAUGAUAAGUUAAUCAGAAAGCAGACUGUCAGACUGAAAUUGUCCUGUGAUGGAAAUUGCAAACUGAAUGAUUCUUCACUCCAGACUGCCGUUCUGAAUCAGGUAACCAAAAGGCUGAAGAGCAUGGAGCUGGAAAGUAGCAGCAAAAUAAGCUGGAUAAAGAGUAAAGACGGAGAGGUGUUUCAUCAGCAAAACAACCAUACGGAAAAAUGUCAUGCCAUGUUCAGUCAGAUCCAAAACCUGGAUAUUUUCAAAAGUAUCUGGCUGCAGACUGGCACAGGCAAUCUCAGACAAGCAGUCUUAGACACAUGCAUUAAAUAG